AUGGUGGACAGCCUACUGAGUACAGACAUCUAUGAGAGCUUCAACUUGUACUCACAUCCCGAGAAAUUCUUUUUGGAACCCACGGAUUUGGGUGGUGGCGCCGCGUCGAAGCAUUAUUUGGAAAUCGAUCGGCAUACGAAUGUGAUGCGGAUUGUUGAUUCCCGAAAACAACGUGUCCCAAUCGCCGACACCGAUAUCAAAUUCAUCUACGGAAUCCUUGGAACCAUUAAACUAGUCUCCGGUUACGCCCUAAUCGUGAUCACAAAAGCCUCAUUUAUCGGUCAAAUCAGUAAUCAAAACAUCUGGACAAUCCAGGAUACGGAGAUCAUUCCAUAUAAGAAGACGACACUUCAUUUGACUGAAAAACAGAUAAGAUACAAUCGAAUGUUCACUGAUAUGCUGACUCAUGUCCUAUCGAUCGGCGGAUUCUAUUACUCGACGACACUCGACAUUUCUAGAACUUUCCAAUGGCUUCAGGAGAACGCUGUGCCGCUUUUUAAGACUCGUAGCAUGAUAGAUAGAGCCAGUGAGAGAUUUGUGUGGAAUGGACAUUUGUUGUCUCAAAUAAGACAGGUUCCUGGGGCGGAGAGAUACACACUUCCAGUGAUUCAUGGAUUUAUUGGACAGAAUCGAGUGAAUGUUAAUGGAAAAGAGAUCAAGUUGACGAUUAUUUCAAGACGCAGCAUUUUUAGAGCCGGUGUCCGUUUCUACAAACGAGGAGUCGACGUCGAGGGGCACGCAGCGAAUUUCGUGGAAACCGAGCAGAUUGUCGAGUACGAUUCACCCGAGAAACACGUCACCUCAUUCGUUCAAAUCCGUGGAUCCAUUCCACUUCUAUGGGCUCAAAAACCGAAUCUCCGUUGGCAACCGAUGCCAACUCUGAAGCCGACCGACGAUCAGUUGGCCGCUUUUGUGAAAACUUUCAGUUGGCACAAACAGCAUUACGGUGGAAAGCAUGUCAUUGUGAAUCUGGUGAAUCAGAAGGGAAGAGAGAAGAAGGUCGGAGGAGAGUUGGAGAGAAUCGCCAGACAGGCCAAUAUCGAUUUUGUGAGAUACCACCAAUUCGACUUCCACAAAGAAUGUCACGCGAUGCAAUGGCACCGUAUCGACCUGCUCCGUGAGCAACUGAGUCAAGAGAUCUCUCAUUUCGGAUACUUUUAUCUCUCGCCUUCCAGCAUUGAGACAAGUCGAUUCCAACGUGGAUUCUUCCGAACGAACUGUAUGGAUUGUCUCGAUAGAACCAAUGUGGUUCAGUCGAUGUUGGCGAGAGAGUCUUUGACGGAGCAAUUGAGAAUGUUGGGCAUACUGUAUCAGGAUCAGAAAGUACAGGAUGUUCCCUUGUUGGAGGGACUUUUUAAGCAUAUGUGGGCCGACAACGGUGAUGAAUGCAGUCGUCAAUACGCGGGCACUGGCGCCCUGAAAGCCGACUUCACUCGACUCGGCAAACGAACAUAUCUCGGAGCGAUGAACGACGGCGUGAACGCAGUCUCCCGAUACGUUCGCAACAAUUUCGGCGACGGAUAUCGUCAGGACGCCAUCGAUCUAUUCCUCGGAAACUUCCUCGUCGACUCGUCCGAUCUGCCGAAUUCUCUGGAAACUUCGAUUUUGUCGACUGAUCAGAACGGACUGGCGCUGAUUGCCGCGUUAUUCGCAAUGUCGAUGACUAUUUUGUGUCUUUUGGUUGCAGACAACGCCACGGCCACCGUCUUCUGGCUGAUCAUCUUCUUCGUCUGUAUGAUGUUCAUCUUCUUGAAUGGCGAGGAGUUUGUGAACACUCCAAAGCUGAAACUCGAUUAA
Messenger RNA from Caenorhabditis remanei, 1797 nucleotides. RefSeq lists its product as uncharacterized. Gene Ontology annotation, cellular component: endoplasmic reticulum. The transcript has 6 exons. Gene Ontology annotation, biological process: phosphatidylinositol dephosphorylation. The record is from RefSeq and is a predicted model, not a curated record. Gene Ontology annotation, molecular function: phosphatidylinositol-4-phosphate phosphatase activity. NCBI's taxonomy places the organism in Eukaryota, Metazoa, Nematoda, Chromadorea, Rhabditida, Rhabditidae. The coding region runs from base 1 to 1797 and encodes 598 amino acids.